AUGAAACUUCUCAACUAUGGACGCAGGGAUUUUGACAACACGUUUAAGCAUUCCAGAUGGCGGGAAACCGAAACAAGAGUCACUGGACCUACAUCAAGGUGGUGGCAGGAUCGACCUCCGUCCCUUGAGAGGAGACCGUGUUCCUUGCCUCUUCCAGCUGCUGUGUACCACUGGGCGGAGAUGCGGGCCAAGAUGCGCCUCUUGGGCUUCAGUGCGCAAGCCGUCAAGCCGCUGAACGAGGACGCGGCUGCAGAGCUGGGCGCUGAGCUGCUGGGCGAGGCCACCGUCUUCCUCGUGGCCGGCGGCUGCCUGGUGCUGGAGUACUGGCGCCACCAGGCGAACCACGGUCGCAAGCGGCGAGAGCAGCAGGCCGCCUGGGAGGCGAUGCGGGACGAGGUGGGCCACCUGGCACUGGCGCUGGAGGCCCUGCAGGAGCAGGUGCGCGCGGCGCCUGCGCAGAGCGCGCUGGAGGAGAUGCAGGCGCAGAUGCUGGAGGUGCGCGCCCAGCUCCGCGCUCUGGACCCGCCAUCCGCACCCCAAGCAACGCCCAAGGACUAGGAGGUGCAGGGGCCCUGGUCUUCGCGGUGGCUGUUGUCUAGGCUGUGACGCCUCUGACAUGGCCUUCUGUCCUCUGUCCACUUAUGAACCUGCCCAGCUAAUACCACCUGGCCCCUUUAGGGGCGGAAGGGAGACUGGAUUGGGGCUGAUCCAACCAGGCUUUUGGUCACCUCACUACCAACCUGCCCAGAAACGCCUUCCACAGGGACUCUGUUCCCACGGGAGUCCCUUUGCCCUAUUCCCCCAGCCCCCAGCCCCAGGGUCAGUCCACUGGUUUAACACUUUGUAAUGGAAAGACAUCCAUCGUGUUCCAUUGGAUCCCACCCACCCCACUCCUAGGUGGGCCAGCAGGACACACGGAUCUAGCUAACUCGGUCUGUCACACCUCCACUUAUCCGAGUGGGCUUUCCGAAGGGACCCUCAUCCAUUACACCCGAACGCUCUUCCCCACUUCUUCAUUGGUACAAACCAUUGUUAAGAAAAUUCGAACUCCCAGUGAUUUACAGACACCGUCACUUUCCACCUACCUCACUAUAGAGGGGACAGAGAAGGAUGGAUCUCGGAGUGCCUUAGGCCCAGGGAGUCACCCUGUGGCCCCUGCCUUCAGUCCACCAUCCAUUGGUACCUCGGUAGGUCAUCCCCUCAAGUGGUUCGUUCCAACAGAUACCCCCACUUUAGUCUGCGGCAUAACCCACGGGAAAGGUGGUGCAGGGUCUCCCCACCAUCUGUGGUCAGUUCCAACAGGCUUUGUCCUCCGGAACAGAAAAGUGGGUCCUGCCCAGGGAUGAACCUUACUGUUUGGGUCUCAAGCUUUGUUUUACCUGAAGUUCCAGACCUCCUAUUGUCCUUUCCCUCUGUAACCUCCCUGCUAGUCCUUCCUAGGGACCCACCCAGUCCCCUGCUACGUGGGUCACUUGUCACACCCCCCAUCUUCCAUCCAAGCCUGCUCUCAAGUACUCAGGGAUCCCUUGUUCCCUCUUGCCUUUGGACGGAUGGCCCAGCCCACCCUCACCCUCACCCUCCUUCACCCAGAGGUCCCACUGCCCCGCUCACUCAGCCCUGCAUUCCCCCACCCCCAUCCGAAUGGAAUAUUCCUACCAGGCAGGGUUUUCUACCCCACCUACCUCCUGGCAACCCAUUGUACCACCAAAGGGGGUGUGUGUGAGCUCUGUGACUUCUGAAUUCUAUUUUUUUUAAGACUGUGAAUAUUUUAUAAUUAAAAGAGCUCUGGGGUAAAUAAGUCCUCUUUAAGAAUGUGUCAGAGAACCAUGAUGUACAUCUGCAAAAUGGGUACAAGGCUUA
This is a messenger RNA of Suricata suricatta (meerkat), 1860 nucleotides long. It is a transcript of the gene OPA3, whose product is annotated as outer mitochondrial membrane lipid metabolism regulator OPA3. The record is from RefSeq and is a predicted model, not a curated record. Gene Ontology annotation, cellular component: mitochondrion. The transcript is spliced from 3 exons. Bases 1 to 558 code for a protein of 185 amino acids. Gene Ontology annotation, biological process: regulation of lipid metabolic process. Lineage: Eukaryota; Metazoa; Chordata; Mammalia; Carnivora; Herpestidae.